Paramormyrops kingsleyae is the source of this 9990-nucleotide messenger RNA. RefSeq lists its product as uncharacterized. Gene Ontology annotation, biological process: microtubule cytoskeleton organization; neuron projection development. Gene Ontology annotation, molecular function: microtubule binding. The record is from RefSeq and is a predicted model, not a curated record. NCBI's taxonomy places the organism in Eukaryota, Metazoa, Chordata, Actinopteri, Osteoglossiformes, Mormyridae. Gene Ontology annotation, cellular component: neuron projection.
UUAGACUGCGGCUGGCUUGACUUUCACCUCUCCUUCGACCCCCCCUUCGUCAGUCUCCCAGUCUCCUCUUUCCUCCUCUUCUCAGUGCCACGCUUAAAUCCCGACCUAUAGGAACCCCGAGGCCCCUCCUACCCCGAGGCCCCUCCCACCCCGAGGCCCCUCCCACCGACGGGGUCACUGCGGGGGCCGCUGUCUGAGAGCUGUGAGGAGCUGACCUGUACCCGUCACAGAAUCGCAAACAUUACCUUGUCAGUCUGAUUUCGAGGUCUGAUAUCUUCUAGCACAGCCCCGUAUCGGCGAUUUGGCCACACCGGUGCGACUGUGAACCUCACAUGAUGCUCCAAAGCACCCCCCCGCUACCAUGUCCAGCAUUAAAUUAAGACAGGAAGAUGGUGGGUUACGCUGAAGGAACGAAGAGUCCAGAUGUGGCUGACGUCCCUGUCUUCAUCUGAGCAGGAGACCUGACCCUGGGUGAUGUGCUACGGAUCCAGCUGUGUCCACAAGGGGGUGCGAUGAGCCCUGUUUCAUCAUUUGUACCUCAAGAGUGUAAAGUCGGAAGGGAUCGUGGCAGAAGUGGACAGAUGAAGAAAGCUGGACCCUUUGCUGCCUGACAUGCCUAAGUCCCAGCCCCCCCUUUCUCCCUGCCCGCCCCUUCAUUGGUCCCCUGGCCACAUCACCCACACCCUGAUCUCAAGCGUAUGCCUCUGCUCCUGUCAUGUCAGGCUCUUCAGUCCCAGACUGGUCAACCUCACUCACCCGAAAUCCCAGCCCCUCCCCACCCCCCCAGCACUCAGACAAUAAAUCUGCCCAAAGCAGCUCUCACAGCUCUGACUCCUCUCUUACAGUCUGCACUCAACAACUUUUACGUACAGUAAGCUCUGCUUCCAGGCUGUUUUGCUGACAUUGCGCUGGAUUGCUUUGCCAUAAUUUAUGCUUUGGAUUCUUUUUAAUAUAUUUUUGACAUUUUUUCUGUGUGUGUGUGUGUGUGUGACAGAGAGAAAGAGAGAGGGAGAGAGAGAGACCGGCCAACUUUAGAACAGGAAGCAUUAACCAUUGUAAUACAUUUAUAUACUAUUUAUUUAGCAGAUAUUUUUAUUCAAAGCGACGCACGUUUUUUAGAAGUCCCUGGAGCAGUUACAAAGGACCCAAUGGUAAAAUCACUCUGCUAACCCUGGGAUUUGAACCAGAAACCUUCUGAUCACAGGCACAGCAUCCUGUCCCAUUGAGCACCGGACCGGGGCCCUUGUAAUAAAUUAUAACGUUUGAUUUUCGUAUAUAUUUAUCCACUUACCUGUGGUCUCCGGUGAGCACACUGCAUUGCAAUGAUUUAAGGUUCUCAGUAGAGUCUCAACAAAUAUCAGAUUCUUCCAAAGAACCUGAGAUUUCCCUUCAUGGUCAGUGCUGAGGUUUAGUCUGUAGGCCAACAGCUGUGGUUGGGUUACAGAUCCUCCUCCAUAUGCAGGCAGAGCCCUGUGUGACGAUGGGAUGCAUCGACUGGCCGCCUCUGCCCCAUUAAGAACAUUCCAUCUCCUCACUUCGGUGCCACCAUUGCUAAUUGUUAUGAUUGGUUCACUUAGCAUGUGACUUCGUCCAAAGUGCCCACUUUUACCAACUCUGCAUGCGUAGCUCCCAAGAGUAGGAGAGGCUCUCCUAGGAGCAAACCAAGCCAAUGAGAAGUGGAUUAAUAUUCUGCAGCUUCUCCAGCUUGAGCUUAAUAUACCCCCGCCUCCCAUUUUAUCCAAACCGUUGGCUGUGGAGGUACUUUUGACCCCCUUUUGGAAUAUGCAGUGGAACAGACCAAGACUUGGCUUAAAAUAGCUUUUUAUUCCGUUUUUUCUCAAAAGAUAAUUAAACGCAACUUCUGAGGUGUAGCGGUGACACCCGGGGGAAGGGCACCAGCGCGGCACUCAGGAACAAAGGGGGAGGAGAGAAACCAUUUGGAGGAGCAACAGGUCCUCGCGCCAGACUUCGUUCCAGCAGGGGGCUUUCCUGAACAGUGGCUCACCCACGCCACCACUCUGCAGAUGGACACUGGCCUGACAGACUUUUCUCAACCGGGGCCAGCAAUGAACUUGGAUGUGGGGGUGGCUCUGCUCUCAAUGGAGAGGCCCCCCGCACUUGCGGACCCCCAGAGACCCACCCCAUCACUCACCGACCAGGACACGGCGGCUGGAUCACCGAAGGACAGGGGUGAGGCAGGAAUCUUUGGACACACUGUGGAUCCCAUAUCAGUCUGGGGUGAGCCCUGGGGAGGCGACGUGGGCUUACGGGCAGAGCUCCCCUUCACCCCCAGCGUCUCCACGGUGAUCAGCCGGCAUGCCAGCCAGAUGGUUGAUGGUCCCCAGGAGCCGAGGGACCCCCAGUGUCUCCAGGGGCCAGGGGCCUUAGAGGAGAGGGAGGGGGAGGUCUCAGAACGCAGGCAGCAGCAGAAGAAGAAGAAGAAAAGGAGGAUCAGGGACGACAUGUACGACACGGGUGACGGUCGUAGUUCACUGGAAACUCAGUCUGAAGGCACCGCCCCAGUGGACAACGCUCGCAGGAACGCUCUGCGAAGAGAUGGUGGCUGGGAGCGUGAAGAGGGAGGCAGGAGUGCUACCCGAGUCAAGAAGGGCAAAAACAGGAAGAAGAUCCCCGAGGAAUGGGCCUUGCCCCUAGAGUCUCAGCUGCAGGAGUUGGCAGCAGAACCCGUCGCCUUCCCUCUGGCUCCUGAAGAUCUCCCAAGCCUGAAGGAACAGCUCCUCUCCUCCACAGAAGCCUCGUCGUUCACGCACGGCCUGGACGAGUACCCCCCUCCCAGCUUGCCUACCUCCCUGGCUGAGGACCUGCUGUGUCUCACGGGAGGCGUUUCAUCGCCCCCUCCAUUCGCACUGCAUCCCAAGGCCUCCCCCCUGCCGAUGUCCCCUUUUCAGGGAGACCAGUGCUCACCACCUGCAAAUGCCAGUCCUGAACGAGAGAUUGCCCUGGUUCGUCUGGAAGUGCCUGAUAGUUUCAGCCUGGCCACAGCUAGAGACAGUCUCUCCCUUGACUUAGAUCUACUUACCGGAGGCACGUUCACAUCAUUUCUUCCUGAGGUGGCUCCUCAGACCCCUGACAGCAAACCGGCCUCCAGUGAAGAGAGCCAAAAUGAUCUGGGUGAUCAGGGGCCCUUGAACACCAUCUCCGUCGCAGAGUGGUUGGAGAUGGAGCCCCCCGCUCUCCCUAAAGAGACCCCAGCCUCUGACUCAGAUGCCCCCAUGGAUAAAGUAGCCCUCCUUCCUGAUGCCACUAAAGACCUCUCCUGCACAACCCCUGAGGAACUAGAUCACAAGCCCUUCCUUCUCAGAGGAGAACCUGUCCCCAUCCCAGGUCCCCUCAGGCCCCGUACCUCCUCCCCAGACCUGAUACCCUCGUCUUCUCCUGGACAAAUACCUCCGAUGGAACGAGGAGAGCCUCGAUCCCCAGGGCAGAAACCGCCGAAGAAGACCCGGCCUACCAAGGACCCCUCGUCCCCCCCUAGGUUUAAGCGGUCCCCUCCCCAUAGCCCUCCAGCCUUCACCCAAUCCUCCCCCCGCUCCGGGUUGAACCCUGCGGCCCCGCCCUUCGUCCCCCGCCUCCCAGAUGCCCCUGUGCCCCCGGUGAUCUCGGGGAAGGAAAUCAAGAAACGCAUAGAGCAUUCCAAGCAGGAAGAGAAAACAGAAAAGACUAGCAAGCAAGAAAAAGUUGAAAAGACAGAGCCCUCACAAAAGUCAGAGAAACUGGAGUCAGUGGAGAAGAAUGGCAAUGUAGAUGAAGGUGAGAAGAUCGAGAAGAAUUCUGCGAAACUGGACGGACAGCAGAAAGGGGAAGUGGAAAGUCUUGGCGAAAAGGCAGAUAGUGUCAAAGUAAAGAGUACAAUGGAGACAGCAGAAAGAGUGGAACAGCUGGAUGAGAUAGAAAUGCUAGAGAAGAAAGAAAAUGUGCCACAUAAGAUGGAAAACAAUAAAGUAGAUAAAACAGAAAAGGUGGAGAAGGAUGAUAAAGUAGAGAAGAUGGAAAAGGUGGAGAAGGAUGAUAAAGUAGAGAAGAUGGAAAAGGUGGAGAAGGAGGAUAAAGUACAGAAGACGGAAAAGGUGGAGAAGGAGGAUAAAGUACAGAAGACAGAAAAGGUGGAGAAUAAGGUAGAAAUGGUGGAGAAGAUGGAUAAUGUAGAUAAACCAGAUAAGGUGGUGAAGGAGGAUAAAAUAGUAGAGAGGAUGGAAAAGGAGAAGUUGGAUAAAGUAGAGAAGAUAGAUAAAGUGGAGGAUAAUGUAAAGCCUGAGAAAAUGGAUAAAGUAGAUAAGGGAGAGAAGGGGGAUGAAGUGGGGAAGAUAGAAAAGGUGGUGGUGGAUAAAGCAGAGAAACUGGAAGAGUUAAAAGUGGAUAAAGUAGAGAGGACAGAAAAGGUGGAGAAGGAGGAUAAAGUGGAGGAGAGUGAUAAGGUGGAGAAUAUAGUAGAAAUUGUAGAGAAGGAGGGUAAAGUAGACAAGACAGGAAAGGUGGAGGAGGAGGAUAAAGUAGAGAAGACAGGAAAGAUGGAGGAGGAGGAUAAAGCGGGUAAGGUAGAGGUGAAGAAGAUGGAUAAAGAGGAAGUGAAGAAUAAAACAGAGAAAACUGAAAGCGACAGAACUGCCGAUAAAGAAGACAAAGCCGUGAAGAUACCAGAACUGAAUGGGCAGCUGGAGAAAACUGAUAAAGAGGACGAGGAAUCGGGGAAGUCGGGUGCAGUGGAAAAGAAAGAAACAGCAGAGAAAACAGACAGUACCAAGCAAGCGGGAGAAGCAGCAACAGUGGAUAAGCAGGAGAAGACAGGCCAAACGGAAAAAGCAGAAAAGAAAGACGAGGGCAGGGAGAAGGUCAAAGCCCCCGCCGGAAACAAAGCCACCAGGGGUGUGAAAUCGCUAUCGACUAACGGGAUCGGCACUGUGCCGAAGAAGGACCUGACCAGUCCGGACAAGAAGACCAAGCCUCCUGCUGGCCCGGGCAGAAUGAGGCCCCCCAAGCCGUGGACGGACUUGCAGAGUACUUGCACCAGCAGCGCCCCCACCCAUAAACGCCCAUCCCCUUCUCCCACUUCAUCCUCCACGGCUCCCAGCAGAAAAAGCCCGUUGCCCAAGACACCUGCCCCCCACACUGCUAGCAAGCGGCCUGUGUCCGCGACCAGCCGUACCCCCACUACUACAUCCCAAGAGAACAAGCCCAAGGAAGAAAAGUGCCCUGCAGUGCCAAAGGUCAAUACUGUGCCCAAGACCAAUUCCUCCACCACGACUUCCGCCAAGCCUGCCAGAACGCCCCGGGUGUCCCCAUCCACCACACGGUCCCCUACUGGACCCCUCGCCCCACGACGUUCCUCGGCCACCAAAGCGAACGAAACAGGGGAGGUGGGGAAGCCUAGCAUCCUGAAGAGCACGCCAGCUGACUCCCGUCGACCCAAGAGCGCCCCCAAUCGGAACUCCACCAGUGGCCGUCCCACCAGGUCCCCGACAGCCGCACCCGCCCCUGCCCUGCCUGAGAGGAAGCCACCGGUGCCGCGUGCCCCCCGGUCUUCCGCAGCCCCCACCACCGCCAAGGCUGCCCCUCGCCUCAGCACCGCCCCCGGGACCGUGCCCACCUCCGAUGUCCGCAACGUCCGUUCUAAGGUCGGCUCCACGGACAAUGCCAAGCACCAGCCCGGCGGGGGAAAGGUUCAGAUAGUCAACAAAAAGCUGGACUUCAGCCACGUGACGUCGCGCUGCGGCUCCAAGGACAAUAUCAAGCAUGUGCCCGGCGGAGGCAACGUAAUGAUACUCAACAAGAAACCUGACCUAAGUAAGGUGACAUCAAAGUGUGGCUCCAAAACCAAUAUUAAACACAAGCCAGGGGGCGGUGAUGUGAAGCUAGAGUCCCUUAAAGUCAAAGAUAAGGCUCAGGCCAAAGUGGGAUCAACAGACAAUGCUGAGGGCGUGUCGGAAACUGCCAAGCAGGACGUGGCUCCCUCUAGUGGUGCCCUGGCUGCGGUGGACAGUGCUCAGGAGAGCGGUCUGAGAAAGGAGACGCCCAGUGGGGGCGAGGGGUUCCGGGGCCCACUGGGACUGGACUCGCGCAUCCCAGAGACAAGCGUGUAGCCCCCCUGUGUUGCUGCUGGAUCACCUCCUCAUCUACACCCCCUCCCCCCAGUGCUUCCUCCUCCUCUGAUUUCUCAUCUCCUCCUUCUCUCUUUCUCUCUUCUGGUUUUCCCGACCUUCCUGCUACAGAUUGAGUCCUGCAGGCUCAGACCCCCCCUUGGGGAUGCCCCGGCUCGCUCGGACCAUGGCGUCGGCAUCUCCCUCCCCCGCCCUCCCUCACUGGACCUGGCGCUCAGAACGCGACGCGCCGCUACAACCUCCUCUCUCCCACUGGUUUCCUCGGGUCACCUGCCCCUCUCCCACUGCCCAGUAGGGCAGACAGGCAGGCAGCAAAACAUUGUACUCACACAUCAUCCCAUCACCUUCCUGCCAUUUUUGGUCAUCACCCACCCCAUUUUAAUCCCACCCUCCUUCUGCAUUCCCUCAUUGGCUAAGCUAGGUAGCCAGGGGUAGGGGUCUCUCCUGGUGGGUCACAUGGGAUUUAAGAUGCCCCUCCUCUUUCAGCUGGGUGACCCAUACCCUGCCCCAAUCCCUGGAGGUAGGGUCAGGUCAAUAAGGUUGUCGAAGGGGUCCUUCUACUUCCCGCUACUUCCCGAGACCCCUCGCCCUCACGGUGUCGCCCCUAGAGAAGAGCACAGUUCUUUCCCCUGUAGCAUUUUAGCUUUGUGUCUUAGUGACAGAGUAACCUCUUGGGUAACAGUGUCCUGUUUAUGCAGUUAUUGACCAUCCCAGCCUUCCAUGACUAUAGUGUGUAGAGCAAUGCUUCUCAAACUCUUUACUCCGCUUACCACCUUAGAAAACACUAGGCUGUCCUCAUACCAUCAUUAUGACCGACAUCAUACAUGGAAAUACCUCCAUAUACCUAUAGAGGGCACUCCAUAAUUCGAGAACCACUGGUGUAGAGCAUAAAGAGUAGUCUGGUAGAAGUAACUCCAGUAACCCCUUUUAGCGAGCAUGCACAACAGUUGUGUGGUCCCAGCAGCCAUUGUCAUGUUAGCCUGAGCCCCCAGCCCCACCUGCAGAUGGGCACCACCCCAGUCCCCCAUCUGCCUCCACUGCUGAACUGUUAGCACCAGUGCAGUGCAUCAAGCUAGACUGAGCAUUCAGCAUAAUCUUAGUACCUUUAUACUCGUCCAGUUUUCGUAACGCGUGUUUUAGUAUUCCCCGUGACACCGAGUCGUCUCGUCAGUCUGUUUCUCGUAUUAUUAUUAUUAUUGCUGUUGUAAGGCUUUCUAUUUAUUUAUUUAUUUUUUAAAGUUCCCGGUGGUUCGCAUUUUCUUUAAAGAGAAUGUCCGCGAAGGCCUGGUUUUGGUAGCCAUAGUGGUUAGCGAUUAUAUCACGAGUGCUCGUCUGUAUUGCACAUUUUGUUUAGUGAAUCCAUUUCAGUACACUGACUUAAUGGGAACCCUUACUUUGGGUUUUCCGUUACACUGUAGUGCUUCUCUCGGCCGAGCGGAGAGCUGCCUGGCGCCGCUGGGUCCAAAUGAUUAGCCGACUGGCCUCGGGCGAUGAAAACUGGUGCCUCCAGUGUUACACAGGCGGUGGAGCAAAGAGUGCAGUUGUGCGCUGGCGUUAGGUGAUGUCAUACCAUCAGCUAGGCGUCCGUGGCAGUGGGAGAUGGGUCAGGGAAGGAGAAACGGAUGGGCGUCAGAUCAUAUGUAACAGUCACAGUGAUGUCAUCUUUGAGAGGUGGUCGGGGGGGCAGGUAGAGCGGAAGUUAUAUAGCAGCAAGGGGGGGGCAGUCAGACUGAAACUGAUACAACUCUAAUUAUGACAGUGGGCAGUAGACCAGGUCAGUUGAUUAAUUGGUGUUAAUCAGGAUUGCUUUGUCCUGUAUUAACGCAGUGACAUUGGGACCUCUGUGCUCUAAGAUCUACUAGUAAGUCCUGUUUCUUAAAAACCUUAUACCUUAUACCAUUCACCUUAUUACAUACACUUAAAUGAUACACUUAAAAUUCUAAUACCAUGUUCUUUUGAGGUUGUCUGUCUGUGCGAGAGGGAGUUUGGCCAUAAGACUGGUUGCUUGUGUGUUGGCAUGUAUCCGUCAUUUGUCCCCCUGCUCCCCUGUCCCAGUCCCCCCCCCAGAAACCUGAUGCUGAACGAGACAUAACAAACAUUAUGGCCCCUCUGUCAGAACACGCAGCUUUCUUUGCAUUCAGUGUGAGUGAAGGGUGGUGUGGUGAAAUGCGACGGUAGGAACAAUCAGCACUGAGCUAAUGAACAAAAACGGCGGGAUAUCAUGUGAUCAUCGGUAGUAUAGUGUCAUAACGAGGUUUUAAUGCUUUACAGCAGGGAGAAUCUGUAUAAUACAGAAAAACCUGCAUGUACAAUAUGAAGGAAAUUUGAUCGCAAUAAAGUAAAAGUGUGUACAUGUGGUAGUACAAGCACUGUAAUAUUAAGUAUUAGUAUGUGGUCAUUCAGUCUGGCAGGCUGUUCCUGCUUUGAGGGUAUACAUUGUUAUACUUUGUUGCAUUAAAAACAAAUAUUUAAAAUUAAAGGUUUGAGAGAAACUAAUAUGUUGAGUUGGAAGAACAAAUGUAUGUUGGGAAAAAUGCUAUGCUUUUUCAAUAUCAGAAAUGUUUUUUUCAGUAUGAGAAAUGUGUACUGUGGAGCUUCUUAAAAGAGCAGUUUCGCUGAGGUUUUCCUCUCGAUCCUCGAUGUUCUCCAGCCAAUCACGUUGCAUCCUCCCUGCAGACUACCAGCCUACACAUCACUCUCCUUUGAGAAUGUCCUGGUUGUACCGUAGAUGUACAGUAUAGUCAUUUGUUGUUACAUUGGGCUUAUUGGCCCAUGGGAGAAAUCGCACACCUGAACGGUUGAGUAGGUUUGGGCUAUUUCGAUAGUGUGCCACUUUCAAUGCCUUCUGUUUGGCGGCUGAAACAUGAGAAUAUUUUAAAUGAUCAUGUCAGACACCACACGUGUAUUCAUAUUCACAUCGACACAUCUUCAACUUUGAGUCGUCCUGUAGAAAAUACAAUUACCACGAAAGGAAUGGGAUUGUUUCCAAAGACCACCAAUUGAAAAGCAAAAAAAGCACCAAUUGAAAAGCAAAUUUCCAAAACUCAGUCCAUAUUUUUGUUGUUUUUUAGAUAAGACCUCUAAUGACCUAAAGUCAUUCUUCGUCAUCAAAUGUUACAAUAUCGGGAACCAAAACUCAGUCCUCAUGUAAUCCAGCGGACCUGUUGAUAGGUAAUGGUGUGUGUUUGUUUGUAUAAGGAAAGAAGCAGAGAAUCCAAGUCUGUUAGGCCAAAACUAGAAUUUUGAAUUAGAAUUUAGAAGAAUUUAGUGAUUAAUUGACUAUAAAGAUACAUUGUUUUUUUAGUGUUUCCUUCAAUAUGUUGCACGCACCUGUCCCAAGACCCCAUCAUGAAACAUCAUCACCCAACAGGAAGGGCCUCUCUGGGUGCCACAGCAGGAAACAGCGGCCUCUUCGAUGUCCUUUGGAUCCAAAAUAAAAAGGAAAUGCAGUUUAUGCAAUUCAUCAAUAAGACGCACGUCACCUGAUAUAAGAGGAAUGAUGUAUGGGAAGUAUUUUGAUAGGCAGGUUGAUAUUCUUUCCAUGGGCUAGAUCCCAAUAUAGGCAUGGCUCAGGAGCGCCAUAGAGAGAGUCAGCAGCUCUCCCUGAAUGACUGACAAGCUCUUCACGUACUAAGGGUCUUUGUACUGACUUAGUGGUUAGAAACCUCCCCGACCCAGCCUCUGCUGACAGUCCACGCCAAAUGUGGAUAUAUUUAACGAUAGCAAAAGCAAGCUGAAGAUGGUUCAGCUACAUAAACGUUUGCCAUUUGCGUGUGCAGGGCUUGUUUGUGGUUUUUCUUUUUUCUUUUUUGGAUCAACGUGUUUGUGAUUAAUUGUUAUUAGUGACGUGAUUAUUAAACAACGUUAAAGGACA